AUGAUCAUACUGCACUUGUCUGUCUUUCUUUUCAUCACAGCCUCUUCGAAUAUUAAUAAUCCUCAAAAGAUCAGCUGCUCGUACGACUCAAUUUUCAGCUUUGGCGAUUCAUACGCUGACACCGGAAACUUCCGCCCCACCGGACCCCUUGCUUUCCCCAUCCGAAACCACCCUUACGGCCAAACGUUCUUCCACCGCCCCACCGGAAGAUGCUCCGAUGGCCGCCUCAUUGUUGACUUCAUUGCUGAGGCAUAUGAUUUGCCUUAUUUACCUCCUUUUAGAGAAAUUAAUAAGGGCGCGAGAAUCGAGCACGGAGUGAACUUUGCGGUCGCGGGUGCCACAGCUUUGGAUGCAACAUUCUUUUACGCUCGGGGCCUUGGGCUCGUCUUGUGGACGACCGAUUCGUUGAGUGUUCAACUCGGAUGGUUCAAGGAAGUCAAAGCUAACUUUUGCUCGAAGCAACAAGAUUGUGCAAAGUAUUUUAAACGAUCACUGUUCUUGGUGGGGGAGAUCGGAGGCAACGACUACAACUACCCCUUUUUGGGCGGCGCCGCCACUAUUCAACAGUUGACGGCGGUGGUGCCUCUUGUGGUUCACUCCAUUGUUUCUGCUACCGCCAUGUUGAUUGAGGAAGGGGCGGCGGAACUGGUGGUGCCGGGCAACUUGCCGAUUGGAUGCAGUACUGCGUAUUUGACGGCUUUUGCGACGGCUAACCGGACUGCCUACGACGAUUACGGCUGUCUUAAGGCCUACAAUGGCUUUUCCGAGUACCAUAAUUUUCAGCUUCAACUUGCGUUGGGUGAAUUGCGACGGAAAUAUCCCCAGGCCAAGAUCAGCUACGCCGACUACUACGGCGCCGCCAUGACAUUCUACCGGAAUCCGCUGCGCUACGGAUUCAAGAACGGCGCCUUGGUGGCUUGUUGUGGCGGGUUAGGGUUAGGGCCGUAUAAUUUCAAUAUUUUGAUAAGAUGUGGCGACCUAAUAUCAAAUGUGUGUGCCGAUCCAUCAGCAUCCGUGAGCUGGGACGGGAUCCAUCUCACAGAGGCAGCCUAUCGUGUCAUCGCUAAGGCUCUACUUCACGGGCCGUACAUUUCCCCACCUCUCACUUGUGUCGCUUCUUGA
Messenger RNA from Andrographis paniculata, 1122 nucleotides. Its product is annotated as GDSL esterase/lipase At5g45910-like. The record is from RefSeq and is a predicted model, not a curated record. The transcript has 5 exons. Lineage: Eukaryota; Viridiplantae; Streptophyta; Magnoliopsida; Lamiales; Acanthaceae. Gene Ontology annotation, molecular function: hydrolase activity, acting on ester bonds. Bases 1 to 1122 code for a protein of 373 amino acids.